AUGAUACAAGUAGCUGGAGCCGUCGCAAUUGCUGCCUGCCCUCCGGGCCCGAAUAUCCAGAUCAAGGUCGGUAGGGCAGAUGUGGACACCGCGAAUGCAGCGGGGCAGAUCCCAUCACCAGCCAGCAACGCAUCCGUGAUCAUUGCUCAAUUCGCUGCCAAAGGAUUUGACAGCGGUGAGCUGGUCGCGCUUGUCGGCUCGCACAGCGCUGGCAAGAACCUCACCGGAACGCAGUUUGACACGACGCCCGGGAACCUGGACAGCACGACCUUCUACACCGAGGUCCUCGACGAUGAACAACCAGCGACUUUGUUCAGUGACCAGUCACUUGCUACCGACGAGGCCACGAGUGCUGACUGGAAAGAAUAUGCCGGUAGUCAAGAUGCAUGGAACACUGACUUUUCGGCAGCUAUGGAGAAGAUGGCUGUCUUGGGAGUCGAUGAGUCUACACUGAUAGACUGCACAAAUUUGGUGUUCUCAGCCAUUUCUGCAUGA
Messenger RNA from Diaporthe batatas, 495 nucleotides. RefSeq lists its product as uncharacterized. Lineage: Eukaryota; Fungi; Ascomycota; Sordariomycetes; Diaporthales; Diaporthaceae. Gene Ontology annotation, molecular function: peroxidase activity; heme binding. Gene Ontology annotation, biological process: cellular response to oxidative stress; response to reactive oxygen species; hydrogen peroxide catabolic process. The record is from RefSeq and is a predicted model, not a curated record. The transcript is spliced from 3 exons. Bases 1 to 495 code for a protein of 164 amino acids.